Messenger RNA from Sarcophilus harrisii (Tasmanian devil), 1309 nucleotides. RefSeq lists its product as uncharacterized. The transcript has 8 exons. Lineage: Eukaryota; Metazoa; Chordata; Mammalia; Dasyuromorphia; Dasyuridae. The record is from RefSeq and is a predicted model, not a curated record. Bases 1 to 1020 code for a protein of 339 amino acids.
AUGUCUGAAGAUCCAUCAGACGACAGCCUCAGGAUGUUUGGGACAAAGGGGGGGCAGAAGUUCACAACUGGCCCAGCCAGAAUGAGCCUCUGCCAAGUGCUUGCUGUGGCUACCCUCUGGGCCUUUGGCCAUUCAGCCAUAGAACUGAAGCAGCCUCAAGUGUCCAUCACCAGUCAGGUGGGAACAGCGGCCCGGGUGACUUGUCAUGUUGCUGGCAUGCGGAACUUUGCUGUUGGCCAUGCAGCCAUAGAACUCAAGCAGCCUCAAGUUUCCAUCACCAGGCGACCGGGAACAGCAGCACGGGUGACUUGUCAAGUGGCCGGCAGUGAAAACUUUGAGGAUAUGCUCAUGUACUGGUACCAACAGAAGCCAAACCAGCCUUUACAGUAUCUGAUCUCUGUCCAAUCAACCAUUCCUCAGGUGGUUUUUGCAGCAGGUUGCCCUACAGUGGGAAACGUGAAAAUCUUCGGUGAGGGGACAAAGCUCAUUGUGACAAAGUCGGUUAUUCCAAAAAAACCACCAAAAUCCAUAAUUUUUCUCCCUACUUUCGAGGAGGUGAAACAAAAAAAAUCUGGGACCUACAUUUGCCUGCUGGAAGACUUUUUCCCCAAUGUCAUUAAAAGCUAUUGGAAAGAAAAUAAGUACUCACAGCCUCUGGAUGCACAGUUUGGCCCUAUCACUGGGAAUGGCAGCUCAUACUCACAAGUCAGCUGGUUGACGGUACCAGAAGACAGCUUGAGUAAAAACUUCACCUACUUCUACCAACAUGAGAAUACGGGCAUAGAACCCCAGGAAAUUCCUAUUGCUUCAGUUUGGAAAGAUUUUAAAAAUUCCUCUUCAGAAACAUGUAAGGAUAAAGACUGGACUAAAGGGCUCCAGGAGCUACAUUUUGCCAAUAUAUCGGCCUUUUAUACCUACACCAUUCUGCUUGUGAAGAGUACCAUCUAUUUCACCAUUGUCCUCUUCUUCCUGUACCAAAAGAAAGUGGUGAAAAUGCUUGGGAGCCAAAGGUCAAAGUAGGCGUGCUGAGAUGCCCUUAAGUUUCCUGGAGGGGAUGGUUUGUCUGCGUGUUCCAUUUGUCUUCUGAAGGAGGGGGGCAGUGGUCAUAGCACUGGUUCUCCUUACUUAUCUUUUGCUUAGCAAUGCAUCUUUGUUGUAACUUGGAAAAUGUAAACUGGUUUCUUUUAAUUUGUUGGACAAACGGGAAACUUUAGAUUGUAAGAAGUAGGUACUUUUUGGUGCUUUGCUCUAGAUAUCGACGCACCUCCCUGCUGAAGACUCUUCCUAAUAAAAACCGCCAAAACUCCUU